Messenger RNA from Sabethes cyaneus, 1513 nucleotides. It is a transcript of the gene sro, whose product is annotated as D-beta-hydroxybutyrate dehydrogenase, mitochondrial. The transcript is spliced from 4 exons. Bases 79 to 1326 code for a protein of 415 amino acids. Gene Ontology annotation, molecular function: oxidoreductase activity. NCBI's taxonomy places the organism in Eukaryota, Metazoa, Arthropoda, Insecta, Diptera, Culicidae. The record is from RefSeq and is a predicted model, not a curated record.
UAAUUCAUGUAUUUGUGCUUAGAAGUUUCCGUUUUCGACUUUGUUCUAUAUCUGUCCGGUUGUCCGGUGAGUGUGUGAAUGAUCUUGGAGGUUGAAAAUCAAGCGCCAGUAGUUGUCGGUGUCUCUUCGGAAUCGGAACAUAAGGGUGUCAGUCCUUUCUCGCCGCUAACAACAUUAGCUACGGAAACGUUAUUUUUGCUCGGAACCGGUGCCUUCGGAAUAAUGAGUGUUGUGCAGCAAGGAAGUAACUUCGAUGUGCUCAAGUAUGUUACGUUGACAACCGGAGGAUCUCUGCUGCUGUUGCUGGUUGCCAAUAGGGUAAGCAAUGCCGGAAAGAAGGAAGAAAAACAAAUUUCACGCGAGAAGCUGAUCGUGAUCGUAACCGGGUGCGACUCUGGUCUAGGUUAUAACAUCGCUAGGCUGUGCCACCGGCUGGGAUUCGUCGUUUUUGCCUGUUGUCUCAACAAGGAAUCGGAAGGAGCCAAACUUUUACAAAAGUCAGCGGAAAAUGAUAGUAACCGUCUGCAUGUGGAACAGCUAAACAUUACGCUCGAGGAAAGCGUACUGAUGGUCAACAAGUCCGUUAAGACUUUCUUGGAAAAUAAUCCAUCCUUUGAGCUGUUCGCUUUAGUCAACAAUGCGGGCGUUAUGUGUUUCGGGGAGUUUGAAUGGCAACUGAACGAACACAUUGCGCAACAAAUCAACGUUAAUCUACUGGGGACGAUGCGAGUGACCAAAUCGUUUUUACCCUUGCUACGUAAAUACCGCGGCAAGCUUAUCAACGUGACCAGUCACUGUGCGUUGCAAGCCCUACCGGGUAUAUCGACCUACGCGGCGACUAAGGCGGCACUCCGGUUCUGGACCGAUAGUUUACGCAUGGAAAUGUCCUGCUAUGGUGUACGAGUAAUUGAUUUCAUUCCCGGCUCGUUGGUGAUGCAAACCAAUCUGUGUGGCAGACAGAAUCAAUACGCCGCCCAAAUGAGGGCUGGCUUCAAUGCGGAACAGUUGGAGUUCUACGGUUCCUACUUCGACGAGUACAAUGCCUAUCUGCGGGUGGUUGGUGAUGCGAAACCGGUGCAAAAUUUACCGGAUGAUCAUGAGGUUUUGCGCAAAUUUUCCGAUGCUAUUACCAACGAACGGCCCAAGCGGUUGUACAAAUGUGAACCCUGGCGCUACCGGGUGUACCAUUGGCUGUUCUGUAUCACACCGACACCGGUUCGGGACUGGUUGGUGCGUCGCUUUAUAGCCAUGCCGGAGUAUCGACCAGUGGAGAAACGUGUUGGAGGGAGUGACGCUUCGAAUAGAUGCCCGCCCACUGGGAACUAAGAAAAAGCUGAUUUGUGCACAACGUCUUCCUGUUCGCUUUUGAUGUCUUUUGUUUGAGUUAUACUGCUUAAACUGGUAUCGGAAUUUGACUCUACUGCUAAUAGAUGCUGUUGGCAGAGCAUUUAUAAUGAUUAUAACUCUUGAUUAUGAUUAAUGUGGAUUUAUUCUUUGAUAAGUCAAAAUAUAU